Molecule: messenger RNA, 1084 nt
Organism: Diospyros lotus (date-plum)
Lineage: Eukaryota; Viridiplantae; Streptophyta; Magnoliopsida; Ericales; Ebenaceae
Product: nodulin-26-like
Exons: 5
Coding region: 8-859 (283 amino acids)
Biological process (GO): transmembrane transport
Cellular component (GO): membrane
Molecular function (GO): channel activity
Source: RefSeq, a predicted model, not a curated record
CGACGCCAUGGCUCAGACACCUUCGCUUGAAAUCAUCAGCAUGUCCCCAAAAUACAAUUCCCCCGCACAAAACUACAUCAGUGAAGAACGAAAGCCUCCCGGCUCCAUACAUCCGGCUGCCGCCAACGCCUGCACCGACUCUCCGACCGCCUUUCAGAAGAUUCUUGCAGAGGUGAUGGGCACAUAUGUUCUCAUAUUUGCCGGCUGCGGCGCCGCUCUCGUCGACAGAGUGACGAGGCUUACUAUUGUCGGGAUAGCGAUGGUGUGGGGGCUGGCUUUGAUGGCAGUCAUAUAUGCCGUCGGGCACAUUUCCGGCGCCCAUCUUAACCCUGCCGUCACCAUUGCCUUUGCUGCUUCCAAGAGGUUGCCAUUGACCCAAGUGCCGAUGUACGUUCUGGCUCAGUUGCUAGGCGCCACGCUCGCGUGCCUCACGCUCAGAGUGUUGUUCAACGACCAAGGCGACAUCAAUCCAACCGUAACGCAGUACUCUGCUUCGACCACAGAUCUUCAAGCCAUUGUUUGGGAGUUCAUAAUUUCUCUCAUCCUGAUGUUCACCAUCUGCGGGUCUGCUACCGAUCACCGAGCUAACAAAGGGCUCUCUGGAGUGGCAAUAGGAGUUACAUUGUUGUUUAAUGUCCUCAUUGCUGGGCCAAUUACCGGAGCUUCAAUGAACCCGGCAAGGAGUAUAGGCCCUGCUGUGGUUUCCGGAGUUUAUAAGAAUCUUUGGGUCUAUGUGGUAGCUCCUGUCCUUGGAACCAUGGCGGCAACCUUGAUAUACAGUCUUCUCCGGCAACCUGAGCCAGAGAAACCCCAGGACAGCACCAAAACCAUAUACAAUAACCCAUAUGCUGACCCAUAGAAUUCUACCGACAACCCAGAGAACCCAGAAGUUGUUCAUGCAAAAGAUAGAACGGCAUCAAGCAAGCACGCUACGACGAAGAAGAAAAGAAAAAAAAUUUGACAAUUUGAUUUCCCAACUCAAAGGCCUAGCCGCCUAGGCGUUGGAAGACCAAAAAGAGGCAAAUUUAUGUUAAUGGGCAUCGCCCAUGCCCAUUUGAUGUAUCUUAUCGAUUUCAGCAGCAAA